AUGUCACUAACACUUUUUACUAAUGACAAGAGGAGAGAAUAUUUAGGCAGGAACAGACCAGAAGGUCGGGUAGGACAUUCCCUACAUCAUUACUAUGAGUUAAGCGCAACGGAGGAUGUGACUGGUUCGUCGGGAAGAGACGAUGAUGAAGAGACGGACCAGACGCGCUCAGCACACCGGAUGGACGAUGCGUACUCAUACGCGAUAAAGUCUGGGUUUAUUUCAAGUCAGGAGGAAUGUAAAUAUGGACGGGCUGAAAUAAGCGCUAAAAACUGUGGCUAUGAUGUGGAUAGCGAAAUAGGGGAGAGUAACCCGGAGGAGGCAUACAAGGAAGAGAAAUUAUUCACCCAAUGCACUAACAGUGGAAAGCAUUACAUAAGUAAUGAGGACAAGUCUCGUUACCAUAACAGGUUCAUCCAUGGAAGGUAUAAAGUUGUACUCUUCGGGGGAGGGCUACCAGAAGAGGAGUUUCUAAAAAAUUACGCAAACGGAUGUGCACAAGCCAAGGGUGACGAAGAAGAUGUCCCCUACAGUAAAUACAGUAGGAUGUCUGUAGAGAAUUCUCUACAAAAAACGUUUAACGAUUUAUACAUUUGUGAAGAGGAAAAUGACGAUUUCGAAAACUGGGUGAAAGUGAAGACGCAUAAUGUGCCUGAAGGAAGGGCAUUCCACUCGUCUUGUGUCGUAAAUCUGGGGAUAAACGGUGUUUUUUUGUUUAUUCACGGGGGGAAGGUGAAGAAUGAUAUGUUAGCGGAUGACCGACUGUGUGCCUUGAACUUGAGCAGAAUUUCAUAUCGUGCUGGGCGAAGCCGGAGCGGCAGCAGAUGUAGUGGGGAACGGGAAGGGGAGGACGAAAGUGACACCAGCGACAGCCCCACGGUAGAAGAAAACAACGAGCAUAAUCGGACGGAGUGUAAUGAUCAUUCGGAUAAAUCUGAGGGAGAACAACUUCCCGACGGAAACCCUAUGAAUGAGAACCAACAUGGCUUCGCUAACAAUGCGGUUAUGAAAGAGGAUCCUAAUGAAGAGGACAAGCAGGGUGACCCCCCAAAUGAGGGCCCUCAAAAUGGUGUAGUAAAAAAAGAAGCAGAAGAGGAUGUAGUUAAAGAAGAAGAAACGCUUGGCGAAAACUUAACGGGGAGAGGCAAAAAUUGUGAUGCCCCCGGGGGGGAGGACAACCUUGACGUGGAUAUUGGCUCAGCUUCCCUGAAGGAAGAAUCUUGUAGUGAUGCAAAACCUGAUGCGACAAUGGAAGGGGCUCCCCCCCAAGAAAGUAACGUGUUAACCAAUCAGAAGAAGAGGAAGUGGUCUUGCGCAUCGUCCCACUUGUGCUCUGCAUCGAGCGGGUCUGCAUCUGGCGAGUCUGCCUCGGGUGGGUUCGUCUCCUCCUCAUCGUCCUCUUCUUCCAACUCGUUGCCUGCAUGCGACUCAACCUUCUUUCGGUCCAGCUAUUACCGCAAAAGGGAUAACCAAUUUGAUGAGGAGGAUGAAAACGUGCUUGUGAAUUCGCGCGUUCCAGUUAAAAGUUUGCUGCUCAGGGGAAGCAACUCCUCGUGUGGUAGUGCUUCCUCCCCCUCCGAUGAAGAUUCAGAUAUGGACGCAGAGAAAAAUGGGGAUUAUUCCCUCAGAAGGGUUAAGAGGACAUGGGUCCACAUCCAAACUGUGGGAAGGAAGCCAAGCAGUAGGUUUGGACAUACCCUGGAUUUUUUAUAUCCCCAUUUAGUCCUAUUCGGGGGAAACGAAAAUGUAUGCGAUGAUGAGGAAACUUCUUCUUAUAAAAAUGACCUCUGGGUGUUGAACAUAAAAAAGGGAAAAAAAAAAUAUACAAAAAGUAGAAAAUGUGAGAGGAAAAAAGUUCUUUACUUCCAGUGGGAAGAAGUAGCGUACCAAUUUGUGGAUCCCUUGGGGAGGUACUUUCACGCCACGGCCGUAUGGUAUGACGUGGAAAAUAAAACGAACAACCUGAUUUUGUACGGAGGAAAAAUGAGAAAGAAGACAAGUGUAAGUAGCAGAUUGUUGGUUUUGCAAAAUUGUGGGAAUAAAUGGAGGUGGUCCAUUUUGCCAGUUUAUGUGAACCCCCUGAAUGAGAACAGAGCAUGUCACGCCUUAAUCUCCGUCCACAAUCAUAUAUUUAUCCUCGGGGGAGAAGAAUACACGUGUAGGUAUAUCGAGAAAAUGCCGUCCGCCUUGUAUUCCUUUGAGUCAAAAAGGUUCCAAUAUAUUAACGACUUCAGUGCGAAGGCGUGUUUAAAAUGUUUUGCAAAAAAUGAGACAAUAUAUUCCUGGGGAGGAUUUACAGACGCAUCAUGCAAUCAGAUUUUUUUACCAAACAACUUUGUUACCAUUGAUGUAUACCCCCAUGUGAUGUUCAUACAAAUGAAGGAAGACCUCGCGGAUGAGUGUGAUGAAAACAACAACCUCGUUUUGAAAGAAGAACCAGAUUCAGACGACGACAUUUACAAUCGGAUGAAUAAAAGAAUAUUGAAAGUGCAGAAUAGGAAAAUGGAGCUGGAAAAGGAUCUACUCUACCAGGUGAAGCUAAAUGAGAAUUUGAAUUUUCGCAUAAAAUCUCAGAUGGUGCAGUAUCAGAGGGUCCUGCAGUUGCUAAAUGAGAAGCAGACUCAGAACGAUCAUCUGAUGAACGCAUUAGCCCAGCAGAACCUUCCCCUGGAUGGUGUUAACAUCGCUGCGUGCCACGCCCCAUCGCACAUCCUACCGAGUGGCAUUCCAUACGAUGUACCUUCUAGCAUACACCACAUCGCAUCGCAGGGCUCAUACCACGGGUUACAUGAUAUGCCUCUCUAUGAGGACAACCCCAGCAUGAACAUGAACAGCAUGAAUGUGAACAUUUGCAACAGCUACGGGCACUAUAACAAUGAGGACCUCCUCCAAAUGUCGAUAAGCGAACAGGACAACUUCGCCCAUUCGAUGGCUACCAACAAAAUGAACAUUCAUGCUAGUGGGUUGCACAGCGAAUACCAGUGCAGUGUAGUUGGGCACAACGUGGAAGCGAAGCAAGCAGUGAAUGACCUACCCGUUGGCGACGCGUAUGAUAAUAUGCUGCCAAAUGAGAAGGGUAACAAGAAUGUGGAGGAGCAGUUACCGUUCGGGGGAACGUCGCAUCAUGCUGAUGUACCGAUCAACCAAGUGAGCCCAGCGGGUGAAAACCCCCCAUGUGGUGGAGAGUAUCAGCCCGGCGAGGGAUACACCCCCCCUUGCGAACAGGUCACAACUAACCCCGGGAAUGUGCCCUACCAAACGUUUAGUGGCAUGUCAGAGAUGUGUGCCCCAAAUGGAGGACAACUCCCCUGGAACGGACAUACAAGUGGUUACUCCAACGGAGAAGUCCAUCCGUACAGUGAAAUGAAUCAACCGUCUGACAUGCCCAUAAAGAAUAGCACUCCUUUUGUGAAUGAUUAUUCCACGGGGAUUCCCCAGGAUAUGCCCACAAAUAACCUCCAGGAGAGUGGCACCAACAAUAGAAUUGGCAACCCUUUGUCAACAGAGACGGGCGUUAUUGGUAACGAAAAGGAAGGAAGCACCGUUACGGUAGCCAACAAUGAGAAUGUGCAAAUCCAGGCCGAGGGGAAUUGCCCAAACAGAGAACCGUCCAAUCAACGGGCGCGCCGAAAAACGGCCGCCAAGUGCUUGGAGCUGAUUGAGCAGGACAGGCUCAGCAGGAUGAUGAGUGAGAAGUAG
Messenger RNA from Plasmodium coatneyi, 3699 nucleotides. RefSeq lists its product as uncharacterized. Gene Ontology annotation, molecular function: protein binding. The record is from RefSeq and is a predicted model, not a curated record. The coding region runs from base 1 to 3699 and encodes 1232 amino acids. The transcript has a single exon. Lineage: Eukaryota; Apicomplexa; Aconoidasida; Haemosporida; Plasmodiidae.